Molecule: messenger RNA, 2850 nt
Organism: Scophthalmus maximus (turbot)
Lineage: Eukaryota; Metazoa; Chordata; Actinopteri; Pleuronectiformes; Scophthalmidae
Product: nephronectin
Exons: 11
Coding region: 528-1445 (305 amino acids)
Molecular function (GO): calcium ion binding
Source: RefSeq, a predicted model, not a curated record
UGUGUGUGUGUGUGUGUGUGUGUGUGUGUGUGUGUGUGUGUGUGUGUGUGAGAUUCUGCCUCUGCCUUGCGAGUGGACCACCAGGCGUCCAGACAAGGACUCCGCCUUUGAGCUUAAUACAACUGAUUGCACUCUGAUCAGAGCUGGUAAUGGUUAAGGCUUCAAAGGCCGCUACCUCUGAGGCUGCCAGCUCUUAUUUCCGACCCUGACAUCUUAGUCCCGGCCUUUGGAAAACGCUUGCCCUCAUCCUCUGUGUCUGUCUUUGACUUCUCUAGAAAAAAAACCAAUACAUUCAUGGAUCAAUUUUCUUCCUUUUUUCGAUUUUUUUUCACGAACUGCAAAGAAAAAAGAUUGAAAACUUUAAAAAAAUCUCUUACUCCAUUGCCAGAUUGUCUUUGUUGACCUUGUGAAUUCGUCACUUUCCAGCAAUAUUCUUCAUGUAACGUCCAUGUUGUUGUUUUGUUUUAAGCCGAUAUGAACACAAAGAUCUAAAAGUGCUCAGAAUAUUAAUGUGAAGGCCAGCUGAUAUGGAGCAUAACAAGAUUUUUCCCCCCAGCCUCUUUGUUCCUCUGUUUUGCACACAGGUUGAAACGUGGUGGAAGAAAAUGAUUGGAAUAAGCCGACCGCUCUUCGUGGUGAUGGUGCAUCUCAUUAUGUUCUCUGCGGCUCAUCAACAGGAAAGGUCAGCGGAGGAUGCGCUGGAGCACACGGGGGGUCGCGCACGGACGGGACACUGCAGCUACGGUCAAACCACUUCCUGUUGUGUGGGAUGGAGGAAUGUUAAUGGCAUUUGUCAUCCGGUGUGCAGGAAGUCGUGCAUAAACGGAAAAUGUGUGGGACCAGACAAGUGUUUAUGCUCCGGAGGGUAUAAAGGCCCUCUGUGUGAUGAAGAUGUGAACGAAUGCGGUUUGCCGGAGAGACCGUGUUCCCAGCGCUGCAUGAAUACCCCCGGUAGCUAUCGCUGUUACUGUGAACCUGGGUACACGCUCGGCGCAGAUGGAUACACCUGCACCAGAGAGGCCGCAUGUUCCUCUCUGCGUUGCCAGUUUGGUUCCCAGAUGGAGAGGGGGGGAGCGGCGCGCUGUCUGUGUCCCCCCGGCCUCCACCUGGCCGCUGACAACAAGACCUGUGAAGAUGUAGAUGAGUGUCAGCACGGGGCCGAUGCGUGUCCACCGCGGCAGACCUGCAGGAACACUUUUGGCAGCUUUGCCUGUGUGUGCCGGGAUGGUUUCGUGAUGGGGACGAUCAAGGGCUCAGUGCAGUGUCGAGAUAAGGAUGAAUGUUUGACCGGGUCCCACCGGUGCAGCCGCCAUGCUCAGUGUGUCAACACAGAUGGUUCCUACACCUGUCAGUGUUUGGGGGACUACUUUGGCAACGGACACACCUGCUGGCCCAGGAGAGCCCCACAGUCCAAGGCUCUCAUGGAAUGUUUUCAGACCCACUAAGUCACACGCAGGGCGGACUACCACACAGCGAGAGAGCACAGACAGGUCAAUUUCACGUUUCCUUCCGAACGAUUAGGCUCGUGACCCUGGGAGAGGGGGAAUUGCAAUACUUGAAGGUAAUAACUGUAAUGACAGGAGACGGUGGUAGGGGGCACUAUGUGUUGUGUCGGGGGCCUCAGUUGUCGUCCCGCAGGCUUCGCAGCGCUGGUGAGAGUGGAGCUCGCGGUGAGAACAGGCAGCUGCUGCCUGCUGAAGGGCCCUGCCACUGACCCUAUUCAUCCCAACAGCAGGUGUCACAUCAAGUCCCCGCCUCACCCUCGCGCACGCACAUUCACACGUUCCCCUCACGCGCACACACACACACACACACACAUACGCACACACACGCACACACACACGCCCAUGUGCAAAAUCACCGAGCCCAGUGCACAUUAGGGGGGGACCUGGAACUACUUACAGAGAACAAAGAGGGAAAUCAGACAAAAAUGCAGCCUCCUCGAAUAAAUCUCACCACAAUGCUGAGAAAAAUCCCCAACCUCACCCCGAGAAAUGCAAGAAAAACCUGGUUCCUCUCUUUCAAAGCAGUCAAAAGUGUCUUACAAAAGCAGAAAUAGAAAACAUUUUAGAUAAAAGGAUCCGGGCCCCUUUCUGAAAAGGACCUCACACCAAGAUGGGUGUAAUUCCAACCAGAAACUGGUUUAUUUACCAAAAAAUAAUAAGAUUUAAUGCCAAAGCACUUAGGUUCCAAAUAAAGGACAACAAGUGGUGGGCACACUCGAGGGGGCGAGGGCGGAGAAAAAAAAAAGGAGGACGACGCCGGGGCGGAAAAUUUCCCUUUUCUCCUGCUUGUUAUUUUCUGGUCCUCUGUUUACACGACACAAGAUUUCACAUGGAGGAGUAGCUGCAGGAACAGUGGCGCUAGAGCCGUGCAGAGUGGCCUGCGCCAAAUGAAAGAAAACAGUAAACAUGUCAGAGGAAUUUUGGACGACGGCGGUGACACAAGCCCUCGCACCGAGGCCGUGGCAAUUUCGCGGAUCAAAGCGCCGCCGCCGCGGCUUUCCCCCUAUAUAAAGCAAAAUCAACAUUUAUCCUGAGAAAGUGAGCAAUGAUGCUGACAAGUGCACAGAGCCAACGACAAUACAAUAGCGGAGAUGCUAGGAACAACCGUGCCACCCACGUUGCUGACAGACCGUGCUUUCAAACACCACCGCUGAACUGUAAAACCACUAAAACCCCUGUCUUGCCCAUACUGUCCUUUUCACUUUAGUUUGAAAUAAGCCAGUCCUUUCUCCCUUAUGCUCCCUCCAUCAGAGGAGCCCUUUCCACAGCAAAAUUCCGUUAUUAUGUCUCUAUAAUGUCACUAUAAGGAAGAAAACAGCGCAGUGUUUCCAUGAAUGAAUUCAAA